AUGGCUUCUUCUGCCAACAAGCACUCGGACAAGCACGAGCACAACUACUCGAUCCUGCAGGCGUUCGAAUGGUACACCCAGGGCGAGGGCAAGCACUGGCAGUGGCUCGGUGACAAUGCCAAGCGCUUCGCCGACCUGGGCAUCACGGCCGUCUGGAUCCCGCCGCCCACCAAGGCUGCCUCAGCUUCCAGCACGGGCUACGACAUCUACGACACGUGGGACUUGGGCGAGUUCGCGCACCCCAGGGAUGAAAAGGCAGGCGUCCAGCCUCCGCACAGGACCAAGUACGGUACGCGCGAGCAGCUCGAAGCUGCUAUGCAGGAGCUGCGCAAGAACGGCAUCUCGAUCUACGUCGAUGCUGUCCUGAACCAUCGCAUGGGCGCCGACGAGCUGCAGACCUUCAAGGUUCGCAUGGUCGACCAGAACGACCGCAACAAGGUGGUCUCGGAACCUUACGACAUUCAAGGCUGGACCAAGUUCACCUUCCCUGGCCGAGGCGACAAGUACUCGAGCUUCAAGUGGGGGUUCGAACACUUUGCCGGCGUUGAUUGGGACCAGAAGACCGAGACCGACGCCAUCUUCCGGAUCGAAGGAGAGGGCAAGCACUGGGCCACGGACGUCGACAAGGAGAACGGCAACUAUGCCAUGCUCAUGGGUGCCGAUUGCGACCACGAGCAUCCCGAUGUGCGCAACGAUGUGCUCAACUGGGGAGCCUGGAUGAUGAGGAACUUUCCUAUUGCCGGUUUCCGCUUCGACGCGGUCAAGCACAUUUCUCGUCAGUUCAUCCACGACUUUGUCAAGCACAUCCGCCAAGAGGCGCGCAAGCUUCGCGAGGAACGAGGUGUCGAGCCCGCCGACGAGUCCGAGGGUCCCAUCGCCUUCAGCGUCGGCGAGUUCUGGAAGGAUAGCCUGGACUCGUGCCUCAAGUACCUCACCGACUUUGGCGACGAGCAGUUCUCGCUCUUUGACGCUCCGCUUCACUACAACUUCAAGGAAGCUGGAGACGCUGCCGAGAACUACGACCUUCGCAAGAUCUUUGACGGCACCAUCGUCCAGGCGCGACCCAUCGAUGCGGUCACGCUGGUCGAGAACCACGACACGCAGAAGGGCCAGGCGCUGGAAUCCACGGUGCCCGCCCAAUUCAAGCCGCUCGCCUACGCCCUCAUCCUCAUGCGCGUCGACGGAUACCCGUGCAUCUUCCUCGGCGACCUCGACGGCUGCAACCCCACCGGCAUCGAAAACGGCGAGGGCAAGGCCGAGCCCAUGGCCGACCUCGACAAGUUCCUCAAGGCGCGCAAGUACUACGCCUAUGGUGAACAGAGGGACUACUGGGACCAUGCCAACUGCAUCGCCUGGGUCCGCACCGGCACCAAGGCCGACGACGCCUCGGGCUACGAUGCGUCAGCCACCAUCAUCUGCAACGGCUCCGGCCAAGGCUCCAAGUGGGUCGAGGUCGGAAAGCAGUAUGUUGGCCAGAACUUUGUCGAUGUCAUUGGCUGGUUCCAGGGCGAGUCCAAGGUCAACGACGACGGCUGGGUCGAGAUCCACUGCCAUCCUCGCUCGGCUUCUGUUUGGGUGCCAGAGAACUCGAAGCAUCGCGAGAACUUCUGA
Messenger RNA from Sporisorium graminicola, 1611 nucleotides. RefSeq lists its product as uncharacterized. Bases 1 to 1611 code for a protein of 536 amino acids. The record is from RefSeq and is a predicted model, not a curated record. Gene Ontology annotation, biological process: carbohydrate metabolic process. The transcript has a single exon. Lineage: Eukaryota; Fungi; Basidiomycota; Ustilaginomycetes; Ustilaginales; Ustilaginaceae. Gene Ontology annotation, molecular function: calcium ion binding; hydrolase activity, hydrolyzing O-glycosyl compounds.